Molecule: messenger RNA, 1929 nt
Organism: Penicillium soppii
Lineage: Eukaryota; Fungi; Ascomycota; Eurotiomycetes; Eurotiales; Aspergillaceae
Product: putative protein kinase
Exons: 2
Coding region: 1-1929 (642 amino acids)
Biological process (GO): intracellular signal transduction; protein phosphorylation
Cellular component (GO): cytoplasm
Molecular function (GO): ATP binding; protein serine/threonine kinase activity
Source: RefSeq, a predicted model, not a curated record
AUGAUACCCGAGUCCGGUCUACCAACUACCAUAACCACCAUGUUUCAAGAUGCUGCAAGCGACAAUGAACGUACGGAACGUACAAAGAAAGACCAACUCGACGUUCUUUCAGUAGACGACCUACAUUCCGUACUUAAUCCCGAGUCGCCACUGCCGUCCCUCCAGAUUCGCACCGAUCUACCCAGUAUUCGUCCAUCUAGCUCGCGAGACUCGGAUCCUUAUGCCUCGCUUUCCGGAAGCUAUCCUCGACGUACACCAAGUCUUCGCGCCCUCAUUGCACCUAUAUCCAGUGCUGGCUCCUUAUCCCCGGCCUCAAUUAUAUCCUCCCCUCAAUUGAAUGCGAUGGGCGAUAUUACACCUCUGCCAUCACCAAUUGGAGGCGCCUCUCCAUGGCGGAGAGCCGAUCUACCAUCCUUGUCUCGUUCAUCGUCAAUGGCGUCGCGGAGUGGAUCCAGUCUGCGUUUGAGUGAUUCAUCACAAAUGCUUGGCCCGCCCGUCAUGUCCCGCCCGCGCAGCAGACCGUAUACAGGGAUUGAUGGAGAUGAAUCGCCCGUCGCAAAUCGAUACCGUCGCGAGUCCCCUUCAAAGAACUCUCAUUCUCAUUCUCGAAACCGCAGUCUGAGUGACUAUGCACCUCCAGGCCGCGUCGCUGUUCCUCGUCCGAUCGCGGUGUCAGGAACUGCCGGGCUCGGCAUUGCUUCUUCCUCAAGCACGGACUCCAAGUCCAAUGGAAUGCACCGCGAACAAUAUCUCGCCGUCCACCGAGGCAUCGCAUUGCCGACCGUUCGUCCUCCCAGUCCACCUCGCAGUAGUGGCAGCGGAUACAGUGACCUUGAGCCUGUCAUCCAUUACACUGCCCCACUUUCCGCGCCUCAAGAGGUUUACUCCGUACGGUCGGUUCGCACCCAACAGGCCCGGAUGUACCAGAAGAUUCGGACGUUGGGCCAGGGCACUUUCAGUCAAGUGAGUUUGGCCGCUCGUGUGGAGGCUGUCCCCGAAGUACCUUUGUCGCCGCAAUCCGAUGGAGGAGGUCAAUUUCACGGGACAGUAAACACCCAGAAGCUGGUCGCAGUGAAGAUCAUCGAACAUGGCCCUGCUGGAGGCGCGGAUGAAGGCCGGUUGGAGGUGUCACUCAAACGCGAAGUAGACAUCUUGAAGUCUGUCAACCAUCCAUCUCUAGUACAACUAAAAGCAUUCGGGAGCGAUGAGAAGCGCGCCCUGUUGGUUUUGGACUAUUGUCCUGGUGGAGAUUUGUUCGAGUUCGCAACAUCGGGAGCUCCUCCCAUGUCCCCAGGUCUGAUCCGUCGCAUUUUCUCUGAAUUGGUCAGCGCCGUGCGCUACCUCCACGCUCAUUACAUUGUCCAUCGGGAUAUCAAGUUAGAAAAUGUUCUGCUCACCAUGCCCGCUCAUGUCAUGGACGAUGUGAAAGACUGGAGCACAUACGAUCGUGCCGUGAUCACGCUCAGUGAUCUUGGACUGUCCAGACGUAUUCCCGAGCCUCCUGAGAGUCCCCUUCUGCAUACCCGCUGCGGGAGUGAAGACUAUGCAGCCCCCGAGAUUCUGAUGGGCCAGGCUUAUGAUGGCCGUGCGACAGAUGCUUGGGCUCUCGGUGUCUUGCUCUAUGCCAUCAUGGAGAACCGACUCCCCUUCGAUGUCCUCCCUGGCACUCGAGGAGAUCCCGCCAAACUGCGUGCCAGAACCCCUCAUCGCAUCGCACGUUGCGAAUGGGCCUGGUAUAGGUAUGCCAAUGAGGACGAGGAGUGGGACCCUGAAAAGGGCAAGGGACUCGAUGGCGCUCGGGAUUGCGUGGAAGGCCUCCUGAAACGUAACACAAAGCGGAAGAACUUGGAUGAAAUCGCUGCUAUGGAAUGGGUCCAUGAUGCAAUCAAAGUGCCUGACCUGAAACGAGGCGACAAAGAAGUGCCGUAG